GAAGCAUUGUACUCGCUCUUUUUGUUCAAUGAAUCGUGUGUGGACUUUCUGAAGAACAAUAAGGUCGGGAGGUCAAUGGACCAUCCACAUCAGUCCAAACUACAUAAACCGUUGUUCUCAGCUGGUCAAAAUGUAUUCCAUCCCCCGCCUCGUUUCCUUAACCGUCCUCGUUGCUUUCUACCGGUGCUGGGCCACCCGAUUAUUCAUUCACCAAAGACACCCCUGCAAUUGCUGUUGUUUUCAAGUCAACCAAGUCUGUGAUCUUAAGCAUCCCCUAGACAUUAUCAUUCUUUUCUAUCGUUCAUAAUGGCCGGCGUACGAGCAUAUAUCUUCUUUGGACUCAAUGUUGUCCGCUUCCUGAGCAUCGUCUCUCUCAUACUGGUCUUUGCCAGUAGCAUCUUUGUCAUAGUCACAGACGUUGAGGCUGUCAACGCGUUUGAAGCUGCAAGACAAAGUGGCAAUGUCACAGCGCAAGACUUUGCCGACUGCGAAUACAUCGAGAACAGCACCGUACCCAACCAGAUUGGCGGCGUUUUCUGGGCUAUCAUCAACCGCCUGCUUAUUAUCUUCCAAGUUGUCAUUCUUUUCCUUUCCGAAAUUGGCUGGCCAUCCCCUUUCUUUGAUCGCUUUUUCCCUGUGCUUGGUUCUGGCUUUGGACUUGGUGCUCUUGGUAUCUUCCAAGGACUUAUCGGAGCUGCAGUCCUCUCGCAGCAUGUGGAUGACUUCACCCUUGUCUCCGCUUUCUUCCUUUUUGUCCUCGGCUGCAUAAACAUGUUCCUUGGUCUCCUCUUUCGUGAAUCGGCCAAGAGCAGACGUUCCAUUACGUUGUGGCGUGAGGGUGCCAAGGAUGUACUGCCAACGAACAACCCACGUCCUCCUACCAAUCUUAGCCGUUCUAGCUCCGGGCAGACAUACACUUCUUCGACAGUCUACGAUGAGAAGACUGGAAAUGUUACGGAGUUCGGCGCAAUGCGGAAUGGAAGCCGAGCUGGUUACGGCUUUGGGCGACAAGGUGAGAAGGCUGCAGGCCUGAGAGGCUUCUUGAUCUCCAAGCCUCUUGAGAGUCGCCCCCGUUAUGCAGCUCGUCCCACUAGCGCUCCCUCCCGGUCCUCCCGUUCUUCCUCGCCUGAACCUGAAUCUGAACCUCAUUUCGCCUCCAGCGGUUCCGCGAUUUGAUGACAGCACCGACGCUUCCUAACACUAGGAAUUGUCACGACGCCACGCGCAUGUCAUUAACAUGACCGUACUUAUAUGGUCUACUCAUGUGUGUACAACCACGGACAACCCCAGCGGGAACGCUGGUCUCACGUUGAUAUAUCUACUGUAUGGUGUUGUGCAGUACACUAUUUUGUACUGUAUUGGACAGUUGUAGCUCUUAGCAUUACAUAUUGCAAUUAAUAAGUACUGUUUGAAUGUAA
This is a messenger RNA of Suillus discolor, 1418 nucleotides long. RefSeq lists its product as uncharacterized. Lineage: Eukaryota; Fungi; Basidiomycota; Agaricomycetes; Boletales; Suillaceae. The coding region runs from base 307 to 1176 and encodes 289 amino acids. The transcript is spliced from 5 exons. The record is from RefSeq and is a predicted model, not a curated record.